Molecule: messenger RNA, 3251 nt
Organism: Cryptotermes secundus
Lineage: Eukaryota; Metazoa; Arthropoda; Insecta; Blattodea; Kalotermitidae
Exons: 4
Coding region: 414-2306 (630 amino acids)
Cellular component (GO): extracellular region
Molecular function (GO): chitin binding
Source: RefSeq, a predicted model, not a curated record
CCGACUUACCUAGUGGACCCCGACUCACCCCUCUCCACGAACACGAAAAAUUGGUUUUCCUGAUGCUGUCGACCCCGCUCGUGAUAUAGCCCCGACUUGUGGCAUGGUUAAUGAAUAGCGAAUUGGUAAGGAUGUGGAAGGAAGUGGUCGUCGCCUCAUAUAAGGGAGUCGCGUUUGUGGAAUUGCGGUAAAUCGGCGAAAAACAUCGGUGAGGAUGGAGAAUUCAACCCGGGACGUCCUGAACGCGUUGAGCGGGAGUGCAGUCAUUCAACCGCGUCCUUCUGUAAGAGUUACAGCAUGAAGUCCUUCACCCCGUUUUCACUUUCCUUCAUCGCGGAUGAUGGCAGAUAAUCCAUAAGUGAGCGCCUGUCGGAGGGGGCGCAGUAACAAGUGGGAUCUCUCGGCGUGCAGACAUGAGACUCGCGGACGCUCUCCUGCUGUCGUGGUGGGUCUGUGCGAUGGCAGCAAGCGUCAUGAGGGCUGAAGAUCGGGGUCAGGUACCGCGUUCUGAACUGGCUGCGAGGGCACGGCGUGGACGGAGAUACAGACGCCCGCACAUAGAGCGCGUCUGGGUCAUGAGACCUGUUGAGAGCACUAAUAACAGCAUCAGUGGACCGAACGACAACUUUUCUGACCCGGUCCGAUCUUUCGCUGUUGCUAUUCGCGAUCCUGAGACCUUCGUGCGCUACCUGAGGCAGGAAGAGAGACGGCGGUUAGGGAAGCAGAGCGGGAUGCUUCCGAAUGCGAGGUAUGUGCAGAUGGAGGUGCUGUCGCCCUCCGAGACGCAACAGCGGACACCAGUUCUGAACAUGGUAGUCGAGCAGGAUGACGAAAUGGACAUGAAUUCUUUCGUCGACUUGAUGGAACAGGUCUCGGCUGUUCCUGCGUACCACACAAAACGAUCAAGAUCUGAAGACGCUGAGACUUCUGUUUACGAAGGACACAAACCGCGGAGGAAAAUGCGGGCAGAACAACAUUCGCAGCAGCGACAGGACGAGAGAAACAUCAUCCCCGAGGGGGGAGGAGAUAUUAAACUGAACGAACCAGAGGAGGAAGUGGAACAAAGGCAGAAAGAACAGCCCCAAAGAAGGCCGGAUCAGAGGCGGUAUUACCGUCAAAGGGUUAAGAUUUCAGAUCCUCUGCUAGUCUUUGGGGAGUAUGGAAAAAGGAAACCAAAUUAUUCGAGGCCUAUCACACUUGAUUUUAACAGAUCGAAAUCCCACGAUAUUCCGACGGCCCCUUCUCUGUAUCUGUUGCCCCCUGCAGUCUCCACUUUCAAACAUUUGAAUGUACCCCAGGAUGUUCCAACUUCCACGGAGACGCCUGUUCCCAAAUCCUCAAGACAAAGGAAUCGAUCAAGAACUCAUAAUUCCCGUCGUCCUGUUGACGCUACCCUUCAAGUGCAUGACCGAGCCAACCCUCUGUCUAGUAACAUUUCUCGUAUAUCUACUGAUAUUCCUCUCCAAUCGGCGGAUGCUGAUAUAUCGCUUGUUCAUAUCGAUAUCCCUCGAAUAUAUACGACGAUCUCGCAUCCCUAUACAGACGUCCCUGCCUCUCCAUUUACUGAUAUCUCCCGUGUUCACAUUGCAAUAUCUCGGCAACCUGCCGCCAGCAGUCUGGGUGGUCUCCGUGGAACUUCCUUACCGAAGGCAUCCGAGCCUACAACAGUCACCCCUCAGUCCACAGAAGAUUUCCAAUCAGUUGACGGUUUCCGACAAUAUGCUGAUACUUCUCCGCCGCCUGCUGACGUUACCCCGCCAUUUGCGAAGUUCACGAGAAACUCCUCCAGAAACGAGGAACUUCUCGCCGGAAAUAGUCCGGCUUAUGACAGUUAUGAGAGUGAAGCGCCCAGCAGGAGCCCAGUAGCGAGCCUAGUGCAGCUUUCUGAGCCGGUCUACCCGUCGCGUGUGGCUCUGGUUGUGCAGGCAGAGGGAGGCGACGGGAAACGACAUCGGGACCACGAGUACGAGGAGCUGCAGCUCACAGCAGCUGAGACAGCCUACUAUAAGCGGAGACAGCUGCGGAAGCCGGCCAUGAUCUUGGAAACCAGCGAGGAAACCGGUUCAAUCCCAGGUGUGCCCGGUAGAGAUUACCCUGUUUACAGUCGACCUCCGAAGACAAAUUUUUCAUGUGUCAAAGGUCAUGGUGGAUACUUUGCGGACGUCAGCACCCGGUGUCAAGUAUUCUUUGUAUGUUCUGACGACGGUCUGGGCGUGCCCAUGUUGUGCCCAAAUGGAACACUUUUCAAUCAAGACUUCCUCGUGUGUGAUUGGUGGUUCAACGUGGCCUGCGGUCGUGUGCCCUGACCAACCCCGUUCUCAUCCCUUGCAAGCCCAGGCGAAGCCCACGGAAUUGUGAAUGGAUAAGUUACAUUGGUUCCUGUUUCUGAUGUCGCGAGCAACAGGAAGCGGUACACAAAUGAUCAGAAGCCAUGACAUUCCACAGGCUACUCAGGGCAGGCGUAAGUCUACGUGCCCCCUCUCCCACACCCGACGAGAAGUUCCGUCUCCCCCCCUCCCCCAGUUAAAACCCUCCUAGUUUACGAAAACUUCAUCACAAUUAAUAACAAACAUUUCAGACACUGCGACAAAAAUAUUAAAUAAGCAUUCAUCAAAAUGAGGUGUAAAAUAUGGCGCCCCUAAAACGUAAUUGUAAUCGUACCCUUUUGUUCAGCUGCGCUGUCGCGCCUGAUCGCGGCUUUUAUGAUGCAGGUUACGUAUUGUCUGUCUGAACCAACUGUGACGGUACGCCAUACUUGAGAGGGCAACCUCGUGCAACAGAAACCCCGUGUUGCAACGAGAUUCCCGGAAUAGCGAUUUUGGUUCCCAUUGCAUAUUUAAAAUACAAGUUAGAUACUUUCUAAUGGUGACGUAACGGCCUACGUCACUGCGAUGAUGACGCAUACACAAGAAGGGUUUGAUCUGAGACUGACCCUUAAAACACAGAGGUAACUCAGAAUACUUAGCGUUAACCAGCUGCUCUUUGUCAUGCAGACGCGCUGGGUUUUCUGUGGAGUAGCAUCUGAAUGUUUACAUGUUGUUGUUACAUGGACGGUACUCAGGCUGGCGAUGGAAGACGUGUUCUGAACACUACAUGCAAUUGUGUGGAAGUAAGUGAAACCUGCAAGCUGGUUGCUUUGCGCCGGAGGGCGCUGUGGGGAGGUUACUGCCUCCACUUCCUUCAUUCCGUUCCCGUAAGCCUCCAACCUCCCCAAUUUCAGCCCAUACAGGCCUUUAGAACCAUUAGUGAUU